This is a messenger RNA of Ruditapes philippinarum (Manila clam), 674 nucleotides long. RefSeq lists its product as uncharacterized. The transcript is spliced from 3 exons. Bases 49 to 477 code for a protein of 142 amino acids. The record is from RefSeq and is a predicted model, not a curated record. Lineage: Eukaryota; Metazoa; Mollusca; Bivalvia; Venerida; Veneridae.
CGUUUAUAUAUUUCUUGUAAUAGUGUUAUUGUAUGAGUGAAAAACCAAAUGAGAACAUCAAAUUGGCGGAAUGUGAUAUUUCACCUUUUAAGUUAUGGUAAUUGGAUAGCGGGUGGAGGAAGUGAAUAUAUGUCAAUAUACGAAAGGAUGAAGACAGAUUUGAUUAAAGACAGGAAUCACAAUGGAAAUGGAGAGUGCUUAACUUUUCAGAUUAAUAUUGGACACAUGUGGAGCGACUGCAAUUCUUAUCACCAUUCGUUAUGUAUAAGCGAGGCGAUAGUGCAGAUUGCAAGUAAAAAUUUCACGACAUUUAUUGAAUGGAGGCAUUAUGUCCAAACGUGCUUUGAAAAUGGCUGUUUCCCAAUCACCUAUAAUGACACAAUGAGUUUAUCUAUAUCCCAGGCUUAUGGUCCAUCAUGGACAAACGUUAUACGUAGUGAUGUGAUCUACAAAUAUAAUGGUGAGAUGAUAUUUUGAUUGGUGAAAAGAUUUAUUAAUUGUUUUACCAAUGUCACAAUGUUGUAUCAGUUAAAAUAUAUAAAAUUUACAAAUAUCAAAUGGAGGUUAAAUUUAUUUUACGGCGACUUUCUCAGAUGUAUUUUUCUGACAGUCAAUAAGUUCAGUUAUUUAUUUCAAUUUAUAAUUGAAGUUUUUUUCUUAAGACAGUUCACGAU